Messenger RNA from Dicentrarchus labrax (European seabass), 5239 nucleotides. RefSeq names its product neuronal tyrosine-phosphorylated phosphoinositide-3-kinase adapter 1. The record is from RefSeq and is a predicted model, not a curated record. Lineage: Eukaryota; Metazoa; Chordata; Actinopteri; Moronidae. The transcript has 7 exons. Gene Ontology annotation, biological process: phosphatidylinositol 3-kinase/protein kinase B signal transduction; neuron projection morphogenesis. The coding region runs from base 691 to 3933 and encodes 1080 amino acids.
UUCCUCCUUCUUCUUCUAAAAACAACUACCGCUCCGCUCUCAGGAAGUCCUGUAUGAAUAUUAAUAUGGAUGCAAACACGGCGCGAGGAUGCCCAGCGCGUGAACCAACACAGCGCGCGGAUAUCUGCGCAUUUUUGUGUUGACGUUUUUUUUGUUUUUUUCUUCUUCCCCCUCUCUCUUCAUGCCUGAACCGAGAGCGUGUUUCUUUUGCGGAGGUCGUGUAGGAGGCUUUUUUGAAGCCCACGAGGAUGUCGUUUCACCUGAGUGUUUGCAGAGGACCGUUUUGUAACGUCGCAUUGAAUUGCAUCAUGGUUUUCAAUCAGUUCUCACACCGGCCAGGCUACACCGAGCCUCGGUAGUAACAGUGCGCUGUUUAUCAUAAAAAUGGAAGACCUUUCACGUCAAGAAAAGGCGUCAUUCCGGUGAUAUGCGUCUGAAUAACUGAUUUUUCAUUUCCACGUCAAUUGACACAUCUGGGAAAGCGUUUUUUUCCUUCCCUCCCGUCUACCAAGACAGCUGUGUCAUCAACAACCGGCGUGGUGUUGUUGUUGUCUGAUUUUUACGAGCCUGGGCAACUGGAUAUCGGCAUAGUCUGCCUCUGCGCCAGCCAUAGGCUACCCGGUUACUAAGGUGAAUUGGAGGAGGCUGCCUGUGACAUACGUCCCCUUCUCCCGAGUCCGCUUCUAUACCAUGCACUCUGGCUCUGCCCAGGAUGUGGCAGUCGAGCAUUUCCUGCGUGACAUAGAGAGGCGAAGCAAGCGGCUACACUGCGCUGUGAUAGGCUGCGAGGAGGAGCGACCCCGCAGCGACAUGAACCUGCUGUAUCGUAAGAGCCGUUUGGACUGGAGGCAGAGGGACCAGGAGGGAAGUAAAAAGAGCUCCACCCAAAGCGACCCCUCAGCCACUGUUGGCAAAGUCAGAGACUUGGCUUCUUUUCGUCGGCAUUUUCGGAUGGGUUUCAUGACCAUGCCGGCGUCCCAGGACCUGUCCCCUCACUCUUGUGCCUCCGCCAUGGCGCCACGCUCGCAGUCCUGCCAUGCUGUUGGUGCAGGGGAUACGAGCCUGGAGAACGGAGAUUAUUCUGACACCCAAUCCCAACAUGGUGGCCGCUGCCCCCCUGCCAAACCCAAACGUCACCCCAGCACUCGCCUCAGCUCCUCAUCCGCCGACAGCAGAGGACUUCCUGAGACGCCGCCUCCUCCGUCCUCUCACUCACAGUCCAAACACUCAGAGAAGAAAAAUGCCAUGAAAAAGUCGGACUCUGGAGAGAUCGGAGGAAAGAAGGUGCCUCCUUUAAAGCCCAAGAGAAGUCCCAGCACCCAGCUUUCCUUUGACCCUCUUCCUCCACGUGUGCCUCCUUCUGCCACAUCCUUGCCUUUCCAGGCAGCAGACUCUCAGAUUCAGACAGGAGACGGGGAGGAUGAGCCAGUCUAUAUUGAGAUGGUGGGCCAAGUGUUCACCAGAGACAGCCAGACGGCCACCCCCCACCCUGUCACCCCUGUGGCCACCACGCCUGACUCUGACUCAGACCAGAGUGAGGCCAUCUAUGAGGAGAUGAAAUACCCGCUGCAAGAGGACAGAGAGUCCCAGAGACACCUCCCUCCAAAACAUGAGAAACUGAGAAACUCUAAACACUUUCAUGUCACCCCUUCCUCCUCCAGCAGCUCUUCCUCUCUGCCACGCCCCUCGUCUUCCUCCCCGUCGUACUCCAAACCCAAAGCUACUGUGUCAAUCUCCCAUUCAUCUCCCCUGCCUUCCUCCACGUCCUCCACCCCUGUCCCACAGGUCCUCUCCGCCAGUCCGCACACCCCACGAGCUCCUACUCCCUAUCUGCUGCAAGGGAGUAAAUCUGAACCCGAGUCCAACACAAAGAUCCCCGCCCCUUUCCCCAAUCUUCUACAGCACCGGCCCCCACUGCUUGCCUUCCCCCAGCCGGCAGCAGCCUCCAGCGGGGUUGGGGUGCAAAACAAGGCGUCUGCUAAAAUGGGAACUCAAACAUCCAGCGUGACAACUCAAGCCAGCAACUCCUCCUCCACUUCUUCUAAUGUUCCUGUAUCUGUGUCAGGCUCCAAGGAAUCAUCAGGAGGAAGUGCAACCCAGCAGGACAAACACAGCAGAGAGGCUCAGUUGGGCCCCGCUCCUGGACUCAGAGCCAGGAGCCACUCCACACCUCUGCCUCCCUCGUCCAAAUCCACCUCCCCUUUCUCCCAUCACCACCACCAUCCUCACCAUCGCCCAUCGCACUACCAUCACUAUCGCAAGCCAGACAGAGGUGACUCCCCUGUUCCGAACAAGAGCAGUUCUCAGACUUCCACAGUCCAGACCCAAACCUCAAGCACAGGCAGGGAAGGCAAGUCUGUUAGCUUCCUCUUGAAGUCCGAUAAAGGAGAGAGGGACAAGGAUCGGGACAGAGACAGAGACAAGGAUAGGGAAAAGGAUAGGGACAGGGACAGGGACAGGGACCGAGAUAGAGAGAGGGAUAGGGAUAGGGAUAGGGAUAGGGAUAGGGGUAGAGACAGGGACAGGGAGAGAGACAAGGAGAAAGACAAGGACAGAGAUAGGGACAGGGACAGAGAUAGGGAUAAGGACAGGGAUAAAGACAGGGACAGGGACAGGGACAGGGAUAGAGACAGGGACAGGGACAGGGACAGAGACAGAGACAGAGACAGAGACAGAGACAGGGAUCGGGAUAGGGAUGGAGGGCCGUACUCCUUACAGCUGGAUCACACUCAUUCCACUAACAGCCAAACGUCUCAAAGCAGCACCAGUUCAACCCCUACACCAUUGUCCUCAUCCCAGCGUCCCCAUUCUCGCCCCCAUCUUCGUUCUCACACUCCUCACGGCCUGCCAGCGUACAAGCCUCCUUCCUCGGACAGCCCCUUACUGUGGACUUACCCCUCCGGUGGUUUCCGGAGACCGCCAGCAUACGAGAGCCUUAGAGGAAGCUCUCAGACGCCGUCUCUACAACAGCCCUCAAGUCUCACUGGUGUAGGUGAGGGGGCAUCCAGAAGUAACGGAGGGUCUGCGUCCCUCCAGUCAAAAGUUGGCUUCAUGCCCUGGGACAGCAGUGCCAGCUUAGCUGCAGAUGAGGGAUCUUACUGGCCUAUGCAGAGGAAAUUGUCCUUCAGCCAUGGAAGCAGAGAGACAGAGAAGGAUGAAGGCCGUGCGUGGAAUGGCAGUGCUGAUGCCCUGUUAAGGAUGGAUAAGGAGGACCUCGGCAUGGGGUCUCGAGGAGGUCAUUCGGGAAUCCCAGUCCACUUCAGUGGUGCCACCAGCAGGGCCCUUGGUCACAGUGAGUCCUUGGCCGGUGUGGAUAGCAGCCCGGGUUUCAGAGCCCUGCCCAGAGUCGGUCUGCCUCUUCCCUGCCAGACUUUCCCUGCCUGUCGCAAUGGAGAAGUGGGGCGGCUGGGCCGCUCCUCCUCUGCUGCUGGAGUGAGACAGGUGGGUGGAGGAGAUGUCCAGAGACAGAGCAGCCUACCAGCACGAGAAGCCCUGAAUCAGCUGCAUGGUCUGGCCCAGUCUCAAGCGCCCUGCAGUCCCAGCAGUCCCAGUGUGUCUCGGCAACAGCAGCAGCUUCAGCUCCACCAGCAGCAGUUACAGUUAAAGCAGCAGCUCCAGCAGCUUCAGCAACAGCACCACCUGCAGUUGCAGUUCCAGCAGCUCGCCCAGCUGGCACAGGGACAGCCUCCUGUCAGCGGGGGCACCACCCCAUCCGCAGCGCAGACCCAGAGAGACGGCAAGCUGCUGGAAGUCAUCGAGCGUAAACGCUGCCUGUGCAAAGAGAUCAAGGCCCAUAGGCGCCCUGACAAAAGCCUGUGCAAGCAGGACAGCAUGCCCAUCCUCCCUAGCUGGAGACGGACUCCUGAACCUCGUAAGACUGGCACGCCACCCUGCCAGAGGCCGCAGGCUGUCGUGUGGGACACGGCUAUCUGAGGUGGAAAGACAGGCCAGCAAGUACAGUACUGAAGAGAGACUAAACCCACAGAGGAGUUGGAGAUGGUUGGACAGUUAAUAUGAGAUGGGAGUAAACAUGGGUUUAGUAGAGAGAAAUUUGCUCUUUUUGUGUGAUAAACUGAUCUGAGAACAAUAAAGAAGGUUAUUGGAGACUUUGAACUUGUUUGUGGAAAAAACAAAAAACAGGUUGAUAAAAGAGGUGAAGAAGAAAAAGUGUUACAAUCAGACUAAAUUAAUCUCUUACCCGGGUGAUUUGUACUUGCUCUGUACUAUGUCCUUUUUGAUGUGUUCUAAUUGCCAAUGAUUUUUUGCCACAAAACGCCAGUAAUAUUGCUACAAAAUGAAAACACCAACUUAACAAUAAUGGGUGGGAUGUUUUCUGAUAUUGGUGUUGCCAAACUUCCUCCUGACUACUUGAGACAUAAAGGAAUCAUGUAUUUUCUCCAACACUCAGUUGUCCAACAAGCCUAGAAACUACUCUGUGGAUGAGAAAAGGCAAGACUCAUUGAUAAGUUAUUGAAGUGUUUCUCGAAAUCGUGAAUGCAUACGAGAUGUCUUGGUAUCAAUAGAUUGUCAUUGUGGAUGCAAAUAAUCAUCACUGGGGAGUAAAAGCUACCUACUGUAUCUGUUUGCAUAUUUGUAAUGUAAAUCUAUUUACUUUCUCAACGUUUCUGCAAUUUUAUAGCAAUAUGCUCACAAUGCUGGAGCAACAUAAUUAAAACUUGUGUCAACUAGCCUAACAUACAUAUCUAAGACUUAAAUAAGUCAUAUUUACUGUGUCAUUCUCUGCAUGUCACGAUAGACAUACAGUAUUGUAAAAGAAUAUGUGUAGAGAUGAUCAUGUCCGACUUUUACAUACAGCAGAUCUUCACUAUGAUAACAUGUGGUUGUAUAAAAAGAUGAAUAUAUUGCCUGGGGGUAUUGUGAGAAACGGCGGUGUGACAGUCCAGCCAAAUAUCGGUACAGAUCAAUGGUACAAAAAACUUCAUCACUCAUGCUUAUUCACAGUUGCACAUUAGUGAUUGUUCCACCACACAGAAAAACAAGCACUGACACCCAUCAUCACAGACUGUACAAUAUGGUGCAACUGACAAGACUGUGAGUAUUGAUCACCUCAAACAGAAUGCUGGAACAAUCUGCACAAAACAUGGUAUACGCUUAGGAGAAAUUAAACCCUAAUGUACUGUAAAUAGAUAUGUACAACUGUAUUGAAAAUGUAGCAAUUAUUUCCAUUUUCAUACUUGUAAUCAAUACAUAUUAUGUAGCAUAUACUGUAUAAACAUAA